GCUCGCCUGUACCUUGUCACAUUCCACUGAUACUUCACCCCGCUGCUGGAGAAGCCCAGAAACACAAAGGAGAAGCCAUGAGGAACUCAAUGCUGAGGAUGCUGGGCGCAUUGAUGUGCGUUCUGGCUGCCUGCGCCGAUGUCGUGCCUGUUAGAGACUUUGACCUGGAGAAGAUGGCAGGCAAGUGGUACAUUGUUGGCUUUGCUACCAACGCUCAGUGGUUUGUGAGCCACAAGACAGAAAUGAAGGUGGGCACUGCUGUAGUAGUGCCAACUCCUGGAGGAGACCUGGAUCUCUCUUAUGCCAACCUGAAUGCUGAUGGUACCUGCUGGAGGAUGACUCACCUUGCUAAGAAAACUGACACUCCUGGACGCUUCACCUUCCACAGCCAGAUCUGGAACAAUGACAAUGACAUGCGCAUUGUUGACGUCCAGUAUGAUGACUAUGCUCUGGUCCACACCAUCAAGACAAAGGACGGAGUGUCUGAGGUCCUCAAUAAGCUUUACAGUCGUACCCAGGAGGCUAGUGCUGUCAUGCAGCAGAAGUUCAUACAGUUCUCCCAGGAGAAUGGCAUCCUCCCUGACAACAUUGUUAUUCUGCCUAAAAACGGUGAGUGUCCCGAGGUCUGAGGAACGUCCGCCGUCCUCUUUCCUUCAUCGCUUGUGCUCUCAAGUCCCAGGCUUUCAUCUUACAAGAGUCUUACCUUCCCUCCCAUCCUCCCCUCGCUGUGAUGUCUACAUCACAAAGCUAAACCUGAGACAGUGACAGUCAACAUUUUACUCCAGUCCCCUGCUGCACGCCAAAGACCGACCCUGAUCCUAAUUCAGACCUCAUUUUCUACAACUCACGCAUUAUCUGUGGCAUCAGAGUGGAACAACAUAGCGCUGAUUGUGAGAAAAAUGGAAGGGAAACACGUAACUGUGAAAACUGCCAGUUUACUUUUUGUACAUGCGUGUCUUUUAUAACUGCUGAUAUCUUUUAUUGUGUUUUAUCUUUUGUUGAAAUGAGCUCAAAGCCAAUAAAAAAUAUAUAACAAUC
Molecule: messenger RNA, 1038 nt
Organism: Lates calcarifer (barramundi perch)
Lineage: Eukaryota; Metazoa; Chordata; Actinopteri; Centropomidae
Gene: ptgdsb.1
Product: prostaglandin D2 synthase b, tandem duplicate 1
Exons: 6
Coding region: 78-629 (183 amino acids)
Molecular function (GO): small molecule binding
Source: RefSeq, a predicted model, not a curated record